Chondrus crispus (carragheen) is the source of this 855-nucleotide messenger RNA. RefSeq lists its product as hypothetical. The transcript has 2 exons. Lineage: Eukaryota; Rhodophyta; Florideophyceae; Gigartinales; Gigartinaceae. The record is from RefSeq and is a predicted model, not a curated record. The coding region runs from base 1 to 855 and encodes 284 amino acids.
AUGUGGAACUCUCCUCUUGCUACAUGGAAAGACAGCCUUUCCCGCUAUCCCGACGCUCUGAAUGCACGUGAGGCGCGCCAAACAAAGCCUGGCCUUGUCCUCUUGGAUCAGUUCAUCUGGCAGGAGCUGUCUGACAAGUUUGUUUUGCGCGACUCUCCGCACGUCAACGGUGACGAGUAUUCCAGUGUUUUACGCUGGAAGCUGAAACGAGGAAAAUGGCGCCCUCGCCUGCAGAAGUUUGCAGACGAGACCCCCAACGAGGAGAUCGUCAAAGCGAGCGAAGCCAGUUUUGCUGCGCUCAGAAAGGGACAAACCCGCCAAGCACUUUCUCAUCUUGUUGCUCUCAAAGGGUGUGGUCCAGCGACUGCCAGUGCCCUUCUUGCUGCUUUUGACGAAACCGUCCCUUUUAUGAGCGAUGAAUUACUCCUCGAGGCCCAGGGUGAAAAGAAGAAAUACACUGUUCCCGCCUAUCUUGAGCUUGUCGAAAGCGUUCGAGAGAAGGCAACGGAACUCAGCAAAGAAGAUACUGGGCAUAACUGGACUGCUCGCGAUAUCGAAAAAGCAGUCUUUGCUUCACGAAACCUUUCCGGUGACCAAGUGUCACAAAAGGACGCAAAGCUGGAACAUCAGAAAGAAGGGAACGGAUCCUCGCCAACUCGUAAACGCCGACGAACUGGAGCGGAUGGGGGACAUGGGAAAGUGUCCUCAUCAGCUCAAAACAAAGACUUGAUUGAGAAUGCAAGCAAAGACCCCGAAAACACGAAUGCGCGAGCCGCGGGAAAACCGGGGAAGUUGUCGAAGGACAAGCCGGAGGAAGGCCGUAUGUUGAGAAGGUCCAGCAGAAAGAAGUCUUGA